Molecule: messenger RNA, 882 nt
Organism: Electrophorus electricus (electric eel)
Lineage: Eukaryota; Metazoa; Chordata; Actinopteri; Gymnotiformes; Gymnotidae
Gene: ved
Product: ventrally expressed dharma/bozozok antagonist
Molecular function (GO): DNA binding
Source: RefSeq, a predicted model, not a curated record
AUGAUGGGACGCUUCUCUGUUGAAUGGCUGUCCCAAAGCAGCCAGGCUCCGAGAGGCCUGAGCUGUGUGCAACCCUCCAGCUCCUGGAUCUCCGUGGCCUCAGACGAUCCCAGCACCUCAGGGACUGUUCCGGAAAGUCUCCCGGGUUUCUAUGGCUGGAGUCUGGGUAGCACAGAAGCUCACCAAAACCCUGAGCCAGCGAGACCUGUACAGAGCGUUAUGACUCCAUCAAAGCAGGAGAAGAACACAAGCAACACCGAGAGGCUUCAUGUUUCUGAGUUGGGUUUCAGCAGCAGCACAGAAGAGGAGGAGACAUCAGGCUACGAGAGCGAAGGCGGACGCUCCCUCUCGCCCAGCACCUCUAAGGAGGCAGCCCCGCCUUCGGCCUCCCCUGGCACCGGACGCAGAGCCCGCACCGCCUUCACAGCAGAGCAGAUCGACAGCCUGGAGAGAGCCUUCAAGAGGAACGCUUACCUGGGAGCCCAGGAGAAGGCUGAGUUGUGCAAGAGACUGAGUCUCUCUGAUAAACAGAUCAGGAACUGGUUUCAGAACAGACGUAUGAAGCUGAAGAGGACGGUACAGGACGCACUGGCCCACGCGUGCCAGGCUAACGUAGCCUCCCAACUCAUGCAUUAUCCCGAGCUGCAGCCCUUCAGGCCAGCCCCUUACCCCUGCUACUACCCGCCGCAGGAGACCCCGACUCCCUACCUGUGCCCACCCAGCCUGCACUAUGGCCCGCCUGCCGCCGCACCUAUGCCCGCCCUGCCUGCUAGCGCCCUCUACCAGUACAGGAGCCCGCAGGGCCUGUCCGUGCCUGCGGGCAGCCCAGCCCUCGUACCACCCUUCCAGCCGUACCACCAUCAGUACUUCACAUCACAAUGA